UUAAUUGUGCACCCAAAAUAUAUUAAAAUUUUCAUGCAUCAUGGAGUUAAUGGAUAAAAUGAGUUUUCAUUAUGAAUAUUUAAAUGAUACUGAAAGUUUUGUAAAAUAUAGCUUUCUUGUUCACAAAUCCAUUACAUAUUUAGACUUAAGCCUUCAAGAAUAUUCCGUGUAUCAGAAGAAAAGGAUUAACAAAAUAAGAUUUGCAGAUGGAUCAAUCGAAAUUUCAUAUAACCACAUUUGCACUAGAGAAGGACUCCAAAAAAGUCUGCAACCGUUUCAGACAAAAUUAAUUUAUUGUUUGCAUCUGGAUUUAUACUCAGGACGGCAGAAAAUCGCGAGAGAUUUUAUAGAGGAGAGAUAUAUGAUAAAUCGAGACAGAUUUCAUGAUUAUUAUACCGUAUACGAGGUCAAGCCACAGCUAUAUUUCUAUGAAAUGAUGUUGAAUAGAUUCAUUGAAAAUGCCACAAGAAAAAGCAAAACGAAAAUAUCAAUCGUUAGAUUAUAUUUACGGCUAUUGAGCCAAGACCGAUUUAAUCGAUAUUCUCCCUUUUCUAGCUUGAGGCGCCCAUUUUUUGACAUUUUGUAUAAAGAAUGUUCAGACUCCCAAUUAAUAGUGGACACUUUAAAAGUGUUUAAUUUUGAAAUGUGGACAAUUUCUGAAAAUGACCCGUGUCAGCUCGAGUUUUUUCUGCAUCAUGUGCACACUUUAAAGAAAGAAAAGGAGUUUCUGAGAACAGAUAUGAUCCAUUUUUGUCUCGCAGAAUCACUUUACAAGAACGUUGAAAUACUUUUCAAAUAUCAAGAUGCUCCUAGAAAAUCGCUGCAAUCUUAUCAGCAAACUGUAUCUAGAUUAAGAAACAAAGGACUUGGAUUGCCUGAGGGUGCAUCGACCAUUUCCGUGGAAGAUGGAAUAGCAACAAAAGACAGGCAUUUCCUGAUACUGCAAAUAUUCGACAUUUUCUUCACAGGUCGUUCAGAUGGACUGAAAGCAUUGCAGAUGAUUUGGAGGUCGAUACCAGAUCCUGCCAUCCACUUGACUGAGUUGGCAUCUCUAUUCCCGGCGCUUCGAAACACAGAAUGCAUAGAUGAAAUUCAUCGUUUCGUUAAACAUAUAACAGGAGAAGAAUCUCUUGUUCAUCAACCUAGAAAAUUAAAGCAUUUUUGUCGGAUAACAAUUCGGAAAGGACUCAGUGAAAAUAGAAAUUUAUUUACUGGGAUUGGAAAACUCGGGCUGCCUUCUUCAUUACAAUUAUUUAUCAGACUAGAAAAUUAAUUUUGCCUUCUGUAUCUGUAUUUAUAAAUAUGUUUUAAAGUCUCUUGGAACAAAUAAAUUUUCUUUUAUUCAGUU
Messenger RNA from Argiope bruennichi, 1348 nucleotides. RefSeq lists its product as uncharacterized. The record is from RefSeq and is a predicted model, not a curated record. The transcript is spliced from 2 exons. The coding region runs from base 41 to 1273 and encodes 410 amino acids. Gene Ontology annotation, biological process: intracellular signal transduction. Lineage: Eukaryota; Metazoa; Arthropoda; Arachnida; Araneae; Araneidae.